This is a messenger RNA of Peromyscus maniculatus bairdii (prairie deer mouse), 10140 nucleotides long. It is a transcript of the gene Oprm1, whose product is annotated as opioid receptor mu 1. Gene Ontology annotation, biological process: sensory perception of pain; neuropeptide signaling pathway; G protein-coupled opioid receptor signaling pathway. Gene Ontology annotation, molecular function: G-protein beta-subunit binding; beta-endorphin receptor activity; neuropeptide binding. NCBI's taxonomy places the organism in Eukaryota, Metazoa, Chordata, Mammalia, Rodentia, Cricetidae. Gene Ontology annotation, cellular component: neuron projection; plasma membrane. The record is from RefSeq and is a predicted model, not a curated record.
CUCGGAAGUGCAUGGAGACAGGGGAGACUGACUCUCAGAGUUGCUUUGCGCAAAAUCCACGCCUUCUCUCUCCUCCCUCCUCUCCAGCCCCUGGAUCCCUCACAGGCUCCCUCCCUUCCACCCAGGGAGCAGUGCUUUGGGAUGCUAGGGAUGCGGCUCCGUGUACUUCUAAGGUGGGAGGGGGCUCCAAGCAGAGGAGAAUAUCAGACGCUCAGGCGUUCCCUUCUGGCUGACGCUCUUCUCUGGUUCCGCCAGGGCAGGUCUGUGUAAGAAACGGACGGGGCUGAGGCAGCUGGGAGAGGAAGAGGCUGGGGAUCGUGAAACCCAAAAAGUCUUGGUGCUCUCAGUUACUGUCCAUAUCGAGUCCACGGCAGGCCUUCAGCACCAUGGACAGCCGCACCGACCCGGGGAACACCAGCGACUGUUCCGACCUCUUGGCUCCGAGUUGCUCCCCAGCACCUGCCUCCUGGCUCAACUUGUCCCAUGUAGAGGGCAACCAGUCCGACCCAUGCGGUCUGAACCGCACCGGGCUUGGCGGGAGCGACAGCCUGUGCCCUUCGGCCGGCAGUCCUUCCAUGGUCACAGCCAUAACCAUCAUGGCCCUCUACUCUAUCGUGUGCGUAGUGGGCCUCUUCGGAAACUUCCUGGUCAUGUAUGUGAUCGUCAGAUACACCAAGAUGAAGACUGCCACUAACAUCUACAUUUUCAACCUUGCUCUGGCAGAUGCCUUAGCAACCAGUACACUGCCCUUUCAGAGUGUCAACUACCUGAUGGGAACGUGGCCCUUCGGCACCAUCCUCUGCAAGAUCGUGAUCUCAAUUGAUUACUACAACAUGUUCACCAGCAUAUUCACCCUCUGCACCAUGAGUGUGGACCGCUACAUUGCUGUUUGCCACCCAGUCAAGGCCCUGGAUUUCCGUACCCCCCGAAAUGCCAAAAUUGUCAAUGUCUGCAAUUGGAUCCUCUCUUCUGCCAUUGGUCUGCCUGUAAUGUUCAUGGCAACCACAAAGUACAGACAUGGGUCCAUAGAUUGCACCCUCACGUUCUCCCACCCUACCUGGUACUGGGAGAACCUGCUCAAAAUCUGUGUCUUCAUCUUCGCCUUCAUCAUGCCGGUCCUCAUCAUCACCGUGUGUUACGGACUGAUGAUUUUACGACUCAAGAGUGUCCGCAUGCUGUCAGGCUCCAAAGAAAAGGACAGGAACCUGCGUAGGAUCACCAGAAUGGUGCUGGUGGUUGUGGCUGUGUUUAUCGUCUGCUGGACCCCUAUCCACAUCUACGUCAUCAUCAAAGCCCUGAUCACGAUUCCAGAGACCACCUUUCAGACGGUUUCCUGGCACUUCUGCAUUGCCUUGGGUUAUACAAACAGCUGCCUGAACCCAGUUCUUUACGCGUUCCUGGAUGAAAACUUCAAACGAUGCUUCCGAGAAUUCUGCAUCCCAACCUCCUCCACCAUCGAACAGCAGAACUCCACUCGAAUCCGUCAGAACACUAGAGACCACCCCUCCACGGCUAAUACAGUGGAUCGAACUAACCAUCAGCUAGAAAAUCUGGAAGCAGAAACUGCUCCAUUGCCCUAGAUGGGUCCCAUGCCAUCCAGAACCACCCUGAGCUUAGAGGCCGCCAUCUACUUGGAAUCAGGUUGCUGUUGGGGUGUGUAGGAGGCUCUGGUUUCCUAGGAAACCACCUGAUCCUGCAUCAUUCAAAGUCUGUCCUCUCUGGCUACUUCACUCUGCACAUGAGAGACACUCAUACUGCAUCAAGCACUCGGAAGGAAGAGAUUAUGUUACACCACUGAAUCCAGCUUGUGUACAGAAACACACCCCGUGGACCACAACACGCUGUGGUAUGUGAAUCAGGGUCACCAUAGAAGAUGACCCUUCUGUAUGUAGAAUUUCUAUUUUCAAGCAAAUACUUAAGACCUGAUCAAAGAAAAAACAUCAGUUGUUAAAUUCAUUGUAGUAACCCAUAAAGUAAAUGCUACCUCUGACCUCUGACCCAGUCACCUUCUGUGGAAAGUUACAGCCUUUCUAGUCUUUUGUGAGGGAAUACAUUAUGUUUGACCUAUAAUGUUCACCUUGAAUUUAUUGUCUAGUUAAGACAUUAGUGGCACCUCCAUUUCUUGGUUUUUGUAUUGUUUGAAAGAACACAACUUCUUUCUCCCAUGGUUCCACUAUGAAAAUUGAAAAGGGUUUAAAACACAGUGUCAACUGCAGAAUGGUUGAUACUCACACUGAAAGGACUUUCCUGGAAGUUAUGGGGAUGGUCCUUCCCGAUUGCCUUGCUGUCCUCCAAGUGUUCACAAAGUCAAGUUCAUGAAGUUACCCAGCGAGCUCAUCAUGCCAUCCAAGCAAGAAGCCAAGACUUUUGCAUCUUCCUUUCUCAGUAAUUUCUCCACACUGCAUGCUCUCUUUUAUAUUAUUUCCUCUGAUGCCUUCUGAAUCAGCACGAUAAAACAACAGAUGUUUUUGUUGGGUGCCAGGAAAGUUUAAGCAGUUUUUUAAAUAUGGACCCAAUAAACAUAAUUAAAAGACAGACUCAAACAACCACAUUAAAAAAAAUGUGAUCUGUUUCUCCAAUCUUAUGUAGUUACUUGAACAUGAAAUAUUAACAAUACCCCAGGCCUAUUUCCCUAAAGAUUUGCAUGUAUGUAAUGUCAUAAUCAUUAUCCUGGUCUUUUUGUUCUUGGCUAAAUAUCAAGAUUUCCUUGAUAAGAUGCCAAUCUUUGAUGUAGCAUCUCUAAGAAAAGUCCUGUCUGACUAGUUUUCAUGGACAUGAUCUGCAGCUGAGAUUUGGCAAUCUCCUAUUUUCAGAUCUGGAAGAAUGGCCCAUGCAAGGGAGUUCUCCACUUUGAACUUUUGCCCGCACUGGUUAAAUGAAUUGAGUCUUUUAUCGUCUUCUAUGGAGAUGGGAGUAGAAAACAAAGGCCCUGGUCUCACACACACACACACACACACACACACACACACACACACACGCGCGCAGAUUCCAGAGACUGCAUGCAGCCAGGAGAUACUACUGUAAAUGUGCAUCACUUCAUCAGUCCAACAAGAUACAAAUGCACUCCAUAGUUUCCAGAAAACAGCUGCCAUAGAUCAGAAUAACUGAAUUUACUGUCUCAGAUCUGAUUGGCUAUAAUUACAUGGACCCGGCCAUGUAUCCAUUAGAAGAGAAAAGAAAAAUCCCUGAUAAGUGUUUUUGAAUGUUUCCUUUCAAUGAUGCCUCUAAUAGCCUCCAUUUCUCAGACAUUACAUCCUAGGAUGGAUGGACAUUGUGUUGCAGCUUCUACAUUUUCUGAUAGAAGUAAUUAAAACCAAAAUCUUAGAAAGAUUCGGAAUUUUAAAAUGGAUAAUGUAAAUAAGACUCAUUUGGGAGAAUGAAAUGUCUGUAUCUAAGCACUGAGGAAGAACGUUCUUGCUUCCAAUAUGCUAUUUGACACAAGUUCUCUCAAGGGAUAGCACAGUGUUGUUUCUGCUCACAGUUCUCUUCAAUUGACCCAUUCUUGGUGUUACUUAUCUGGCAUGUGGCUGAGAGCAAUUUGGAUUUGAUGUAGGACUUGAUCCAUGUUUUUUUUUUUUCAUAUAUAUGUGCAUGAGGCUCUUCCAUAUCAUCUCUUAGACUCUACAAAAAAAAUACACAGUGAAAGGGUUCAUUUUAAAAACACAUUCUAAAGCCAGAAAGUCGUUGCCAGUAGUUUUCAUGGAAAGCCACUUUCAAUGCCCGUAUGCUAGAACUAACUUGCAACUCAGUGGCAGAGAGAAGUGAGAGCCCUCCGUCAAUAAUUUUCUAUUGUGAUCUAAAAGGUAAAGAAAAUAAACUAAAAAAUGAUCAGGAUUAAACUAUACAAUGUUUUUAAAAAACUAAUUUUGGCCUGUCAUAUAUUAAAUGUUUUCUAUUAUAAAUGAAAACCAUUAAUGUUGAAACAAAUAAAACAAUGACCAUAGGAAGCUUAGAGACCUCACUGUCCAUAUCCACCUUUAGAAUAACACUGACGCAUCUUUGUUCCAGGCUUGGAGCACAUAAAACGGUCCAAGUUACUGGAGAUGAUUGAAUUUCACUAGAAAUGGUUUCACCUUACAGUCUUCACUCCCCACUGUCAUAAAAAGUUCCAGGAAUUAUGGGAUGUCCUACUGUUCAGGGAGUGAGCAAGGGCAGGUGCCAACAACUUCCUGUGUACAGUAUGUGAAGAUGUUCAUCGUGGACGGCCAUAGCAUUUCUUAGUGUGAGCAGAUGGGUGGUCCUGAUUAAUAUAAAUAGCAUGACUGUGUUUUAGGCACUAUACAUUGCAAACAGCAGAUGACUGAAGCUUAGAAUUGGGACUAUAAAAAGUGGGUGGGGCCAUUGGGCCAUUGGUGGGACACAGCAGAAGAAAGCAGUACCCCUCCUGCCUUCCUCUGUAUGACAUUUCAGUGCAGCCACAAGUACAGAUUUAUUGAAGUUCUCGGUUCAAGCUCAUAGGAAGUGCAAAGAGAUUUGGAAAAGUCUGUUAUUGAACCUAUAUUAAGUGUGUGUGAUGAGAAGAAUCCUGAAAAGUGGCUCUUUCUCAGAAUAUGUGCCCAGCGUCUAGAAGCAUCUUACAUAUAACUGCUUUCAUUUUUUCCUUCAGUGUUUUCCAACUUAUACAGUAUUCAUUUGAUAUUAUCUGACAGCAUAAAGCUUCAUCCCAAUGCCCCACCCUCUUUCUUUCCUUUCUUAUUUCUCACUUCUUCCCAAGACAGAUUCCUACUUCACAGCCUAGGUUAGCCUCCAGCUCACAAUGUAACCCCAGCUCGCCUUGAACAUAUGAUCCUCCUGCUUCAGCCUAAGGGCUGCAUUUACAGGUGUUACCAUCACACACACACACACACACACACACACACACACACACACACACACCUGGAAGAAGAAAAAAAGUUUGUUGGUACAAUACAAACACAAUGCCACUCCUUCAUUUGUCUAAACCACCCAGUGUUAACCAGGGCGAUCCUGUAUGUCUCAACAUCAGCACAGACGUAUUUACGAUGAUCAAACGACACUUUAUCAUUUCUGGUUCUAAAAGAAUGUUAGCAUUAAUUCUGUCUCACAGAGAAGUUGUCUGCUCCUCUCCAUGAGCGGCUGCUGCCAUCCAGAGCUGCAAGGAAUAGAGUUUGUUUCUCACGGCACAAUCAUGCUCAUGAAAUCUAAGAUUUGCUUAACAUUGCUCUAAUCACCUUAGGCUUUCAGAAAUAUAUGCAAUUCCUCUGUAGACAAUGCAUGUCUCUUUUGUGACUUCAGAGAAGUAGAACAGAAGCCCUUUUGGAGAGAUGGGGCCCAUUUUUAUCUCCACAUUGUCACAUGCACCAUAAUAGGAGUAUUUAGCAGCCAAAAAUAUCUUUCAGGAAAAGAGUGUUUAAAGGCUGUCUAUGAGUUCCUUCUUCCCACCUCGCGAUCUGAUUUUUAAAAGGAACUGAGUCUCAAAAGCAGGCUGUGAUAUUCCAUUUCCUUUCAAACCUCUUGAAAGAAACUUCUGCUGUUUUGCUUCAAACAUGGAAAUGUUUUAUUUAAUUGGCAUUUUCGACUAAUGUUGGGAAAUUUUCCAUGAACACAAAGUUGCUAAAUGCCAAAUGGAAACGCAAAGAGAUGUGGUAGUAUAGGCUGAGAAGGAGGCAGGAAGAGAAAGGGGAGAAAUAAAGGCAGCAGUAAUUGCCCAAGAAUUUGUUUGAACUGAACAGUCACAUACAUAUAAGAGCAGCCAUGAGCUGGGUAACCUAAGCACAUUAAAACUGUUUAACUAAUGCAUGUCAGAGAGAAGGCAGAGAGGCUACAUUCACUCGACUUUGGAAAUACGAUUUCUCAAACAGGUCAGAGCAGAGGACUCUGGGAUUUUCUCUAGUCCAAAAGGAGCAGAAGCAGCACAAUACCUCACAGUUCUUGACUCCAGUGUCUGAUGCUCUCCAUGUCCUGGCUCCCUCGGGAGAUGGUCACCUAGUCUGCAGAGAUACUUUGUGGAUCUGGUACAGUGGCAAUAUCACUGUUUGGUGUGGCAGCCAAAUAACCAAGUCUCAAAUUCAGUGUCUGUCUCCUCUAGGCUGCAGGUGCCUAGAUAGCCUCAGUCUGGCUGCUAAGGUCCAUGGGAAAGCAGUGCAGGUGGCCAGUCCUCAGUAUACCUUCCAAAGAGCACCGGACAGAGGUGAGUGCCUGGAUCAGGCUGAAUCUUGAAUGGCACUAGAAUUCUCAUGGUCCUCGCACAAGAAUAUGCCAUUUGCACUGGUUUCCUUUCUAGAACCCAGGGCUGAGAUGUGGUGUUGGAUUGUGUUCGUUUUUGUAAGAACGGUAUGUGGCUUUUCCUUUGCUGUGGGUAAAACUUCGUUCAUACCUAAAUAAAUGAGUGGACUUUAUCCUCUUAGGAUUCUACCCGACACUUUCAAAAGAGAGAAGGUCCUGUUGGAAGCAAAUGUGGCCCAAAUGGCCCACAAGUGUUUGUGAAGCCUGGGUCCUCCUCUGCCUAUUUUCUAGGAAGUGUGGGUUGUUAUUUACUUGCUUACUUUCUGAUUGGGAAAUAUGUUGCUUGUCAUUAUGGCUCAUCUUUUGUUGUCUGCAGGGUCUUUCAUUUCUGCCUGAAACGUGUGUCACUACACAGAUGCAUUCACCUUAGAAAUAACGCCCACCAUCUCCCCCGUCUCCCUUCUGCCCUAGAUGAAACGGUUUCCUUGUGUAAUGCCCUGUCAGCACUUCCUACUGAGACAGGCCUGAGCCCCCAGCCUCCCUUCUUGACUGGCCAUUACACUGUGCCAUGUCUAUUAAAGACUUGCUGUGCUCUAUCAUUUUAAAUAUAGAACCAGUUAGCAUUUAAUGUCCAAUGUCCAUCCUACCAAUCCAAGAAGCCCAAUCAGCCGGGUUCUUGUUCUCCCGAACAUCUGCAGGUGGCCAACCUGAUUUGCAUUCCUGCUCCUGCCUCGGCAGGGGUCCAUACAGAAAACCAGAAAUAACAAGGCCUCUUGGUACUCGCUUUAGCUAUGAUACAGUUUGUUCCCUUCUGCCCCCAGCCUCACCCCUGCUCUGACACAGUGGGGAGCUGCUACUGAUCGGGCUGCAUUAACUCACAACCCAUUUGCUCUAUGGAAAUUCUGGGCCUUUAUUUCUCAAGGGAAUAGAGAAAUUCAACAGGCCUCCCACCCAGCUGGUUCUUUCCAUGCGAGCUACUGAAUCUAUACAAAUUAGAUUCAAGCGACGCGUUAUUUUAGGGGUUUAUAAUCUCAGGGCUGCAGACAGUAAUUUGACAAGUGUUCUCAGAGCCCCCUUUGCCUGUGACUCAGUCACUCAACUUAGACAUGAAUUGGGGCAAAAUAAGAAAAUCCUGAGGUAACCUGAAGAACUGUUGUCGGUGGCUUUAGGGUUUUGUUCAUUGUUGGGAGAGGUUUUUGUUUGGUUUUUGUUCUUUAUGUUUUUUUGAGAUAGGGUCUCACUCUGCGUUCCAGGUUAUCCUGACACUCAGUCAAUAUUCUAGGUUAACCUUGAACUCUUGGUGAUCCUUCUGCCUCAGCUCCCUGAGUGCCAGGGUUUUGGGCAAGACUACCCUACCAGGUUGUUUUCGACUGUUUUUUUUUUUGUUUUUUUUUUAAAUAAACUCUAUCCAUUUGUUGAAGGAAGCAAAGGGAAAUAAAAAUAAUCCCAAUGAUGUAUGCCUACACACCUUUAUAAUGGAUGCCUUCUUUCCAAACAAAUAUUUUAAAUAAUCUAUAAACCAAAUUAUACAAAACAGUUCCCAGUAGUGGAUGCUUUCUCUCCUAUAAUGCACAACACAACAAUUCCUGUAAAAUCUAGGCCCUGGGACCACCCAUUGUGGUGAUCUGUAGGAAAAGACAGCAGGGGUGUGCUUAUAAAAACUAGGGUAUCUUUUAGGGUGCUGAUUUCCUCAUGUUAAGGCUGAAGCUUUCAGUACCCGAUUGAGAGCUCAAUUAGGUUACUGUUUUCUUAUUGAUUCUGAAGCUAGAGGAAACAGCCUGCUGGCUAUUCUCUAACUAGCCUGGCUUCUCAGAGACAGCCGGAAGCCAGCAACCACAGACACCAUGAAGAAAAGAGCUACCUACAGAACUGAAGGAGAGCAAAGAGGAACCCAGUGAGUGGGAACUGCCAGAGAAUGGCAAGGCUAUUUCUGACAUAAAUUUUAAACCGGAAGCCAUCUUUCCGGCUUGCAUUUGCUUGGUAUUCAGACAUCUCCAUAAAGAAAACUAGGAAAGCAGUAUUAGUUUGGCUCUAUAUACAAAAGUCAGUUUGACUCUGUUAUGGUAGAAGAGCCUAGGAGCUUACAGCUGGCUCUGUCUUUUAUAAUACUUUAAAGUGUAACAACUUCAUGUCAACAUCAUAUGAUGUUGGAGAUUCCUGAACACAGAAAUACAAUUUAAAUUUUAGUACACAGUUUGAGAAAAUCAUUCACAAAAACUAAUCAGAACUGAAUUAGAAAUAUUAAUAUGUAUAUAUGUAUACACACAUAUCCCUAUUAUGUGGCAAUUAUAUAGGGAUCAUAAUGUUAUCAAUGGCAUUAUAUGGAAUUCUAUAUGCCUUUAGGAACAUAUCUACCAAUACAAAAGAAAUACAUAAACAGGUAGAUAAUGAUAUUUUAAUUUAAUUAGAAUCAAAAAUGAAAUGGCAAUUUCCACUUGGUGAUACAUUCCCUGAGCUUUUCACCUAAUUAAUAGUUACAAUUUGAAAUGUGAAGUGGUCUUGUUUUCAUCUCAUUAUGUUACAUGGAAUAUAAGUAAAUAAGUUUGCAAAUGGAGCUUUCUAAAAAACAUAUUGAACAAUAACUAUCAAAUGUAACAAAUAAACAAGUUUCCUUUUUUUAAGGAAAAGCAUAAGUCUAAACAUCAGGUGUGUUGCUUGUCAUUGAAUUUUUUAUAAUACCAAUGAUGCAUUCUUGAUAUUCAAAGACAAUUUCUGCUAGAAAAAAUAAGAAAAAAAAGAUGUACUUCAUAGUUUUAAUUACAUCUGAUAUUCUGAUAACCAAUGACAGUGUUUAAAAAAUAACCCAUAAUGCUUCAGUGGAGAAAAAAAUCAAAAUAUAGUAAUGAAUCUGGUUCGAUGCUCACAUCAUUAAGUUUAAAUAUUUUAAGUAGAGCAUUGUCUGGGAGCUGCAUUUCUCUCCAGCUGCAGAAGUGGAGGCAGAAAAGUGUCCUUUGGACCGUAGCGCUGAGUCUACUCUAAGUAGAGCAUCCGUCAAGCCUCCCACCCAUGCAUCUCUUCCUUGCAUUCUGAGGUACGAGAGAAGACUGGAACUGGCCCCUUUCCUCAAAGUUCAGGGGUAAAGUGAAUCUGGAAUCCUGCUGCUCAGCAUGUAAGGUCAUCUUCUACGAAAAUGGAACAUUUUAAGUUAUAGAGAAAUGCCAGCAAGUAGCAUACAAAAUAAUUUUUUAAAAAAAGUGACAUAGUUCAUGCUUUGCAGAUUUUUGUAUCCAUGUAAAUGAAACCACAAUCGUAUCUUCCAAAACUGUGUGUGAAAUUCAUGUGUAUAGCAAUGAACACAGAAUGCUGUCUAGCUGAAUUGUUUUUAACAGUCUCCCUAACACAUACACACACACACACACACACACACACACACACACACACACUCCACACACACUUGCCUUUCAAAAGUAUUUCCUGGGAAUCUGUGUUUUACUUCUUUGCCCCUGCCAGAGAUGUACACACCCGGUUGGUUGUAAUGAUUCACAGAGGAAUGGUCAAAAGCACACAGCAUUCCUUUCUGAGAGGCCUUCCUUUAAUGUUUGGGUUUUUUUUGUUUACACCAGUGUGUUAGCCCUACAAUAAUGUUAUUAUUACAAAAGUAAACACCCUCACUUGCAGAAAAGACCAAGCUAUCAUUUUUUACCUGGUACACAUUUCCAGGUCGGAAAAGAUGGCCAAAUGCAGCUUUUGCAAAAAUGUAUCACAAUGACUCCUACACAGAUCAAAGUAUUGACUGGUAUAUCAAGCACUAAGAACACUGCUGAAUUCUUUUUGCAGCAUUCCUAUUUGACUGUUUAUGGAAGUUGUAUGUAAAAAACAAUAUGUAAAUGUAAACUCUUGCACUGUGUUACUAUUGAUGUACCAGAAUCCAUAAACAUUUGGGGCUGUAUUGUGAUUUUCUUGCAUGUAAUGUAUGAUUAUCUAUGACUAAUAAAGAAAUCCUACUAGUAAAGCAAA